Molecule: messenger RNA, 1139 nt
Organism: Xylaria bambusicola
Lineage: Eukaryota; Fungi; Ascomycota; Sordariomycetes; Xylariales; Xylariaceae
Exons: 5
Coding region: 100-1131 (343 amino acids)
Source: RefSeq, a predicted model, not a curated record
AUCUCCUGCCUAGACUUGAACUUCAGACUACAGCUUGCGCAGUCAAAGUCAUUCCUGAUUUCACUGUAGUUAUACGCAAAAUCAUAGAGCUUUACGAAAAUGGUACACAAGCUCGUCGCUGCCUUGGGGCUACUCGCGCCCACGUGGGCACUUCUUAGGUUCCCUUGUUCUCAGCUCACCGUCCAGCGUUUGGAUCCUCUCGUCAACCCGGGGCAGAACCCUUCAGCCCAUUUACACCAGGUUGUGGGAGGAAACUCAUUCAAUACCACUAUGAACCCUGCAACACAUGAUCUUGCUAAGCUCUCGACGUGCACUACAUGCCAGUUCUCAGAAGACUUCUCUAACUAUUGGACUGCCGUGCUUUACUACCGUGCGAAGAACGGAACAUUUAAACGUGUGCCACAGAGAGCUCAGGAUAACUCGCAGAACCAGGGCGGAAUGAUGGUCUACUACAUGACAGACGCGCUAUUCGACACGGCUCAGAAAUCAACCGUAACAGCUUUUAAGCCUGGCUUUCGCAUGCUCGUCGGUGAUGCGACGUACCGCAACCGUGAGCAGUCGCGCAAGUGGCGCCAAUUGACUUACACAUGCAUGAAAGACGCCAGCACCCGCGCCCCCGAGACGAUCAACUUCCCAACGAAAGCCUGCCCAUACGGCAUCAUGGCCAACCACCGGUUCCCAACGUGCUGGGACGGCGUGAACCUCGACUCGCCCAAUCACCAAGACCAUGUCGCCUAUCCGGAAAGCGGCACCUUUGAAUCAGGCGGUCCAUGCCCAUCAACCCAUCCCGUAAGACUGCCUCAGAUUCUGCUGGAAACAGUCUGGGACACACGCGGCUUCAACAGCAUCGACGCCUCGGAUUUCGCGAACGGGAACCAGCCGUUCGUCUGGUCCAGCGGCGACGCGACCGGGUUCUCGGACCACGCCGACUACGUCUUCGGAUGGAAGGAUAACGCGCUCCAGAAGGCCAUGGACGGACACACGUACGUAUCUGCGCCGAUGUUGAAGACGCAGAACGUGGCCACGCAGAACCAAUGUAAGGUCGCUGAUAAAGUCAACGAGCCUAUUGAUGGCUGGCUCAAGGAGCUUCCUGGCACCAACCCCGUCGUGAAGAGAGAGUUCACGGCUUGAGAAAGUAG